Messenger RNA from Pteronotus mesoamericanus, 4330 nucleotides. It is a transcript of the gene PCDH1, whose product is annotated as protocadherin 1. Lineage: Eukaryota; Metazoa; Chordata; Mammalia; Chiroptera; Mormoopidae. Gene Ontology annotation, biological process: homophilic cell-cell adhesion. Gene Ontology annotation, cellular component: plasma membrane. The transcript has 5 exons. The record is from RefSeq and is a predicted model, not a curated record. The coding region runs from base 103 to 3816 and encodes 1237 amino acids. Gene Ontology annotation, molecular function: calcium ion binding.
CCGGGGCUGCUGCGCCCAUAGCCAGCCGGAGCCGGAGCCUGAACCGCAGCGCCAGCCUGAGCCGUGCAGAGCCGCAGCCCGGGCCGGGGCCGGUGGUGGCUCAUGGACUGCAAGGCCCGCGGCCGGCGCUGCCCCGAGGCGGCCCUCCUGAUUCUGGAGCCUGCCAGGAUGGGAGCCCUGAGGCCCAGGCCAGGCCCUGGGGGGCAACAGUUGCUACUGCCGCCCUUGCUGCUGGCACUGCUACUCCUGCUGGCGCCAUCCCCAGGCCACAGCACUCAGGUGGUGUACAAGGUGCCGGAGGAGCAGCCGCCCAACACCCUCAUUGGGAGCCUCACAGCCGACUACGGUUUUCCAGAUGUGGGCCACCUAUACACACUAGAGAUAGGUGCCCCGUACCUGCGAGUGGAGGGCAGGACAGGCGACAUCUUCACCACUGAGACCUCUAUCGACCGCGAGGGGCUCCGUGAAUGCCAAAACCAGCUCCCUGGUGAGCCCUGCAUCCUGGAGUUCGAGGUGUCUAUCACAGACCUGACGCAGAAUGGCAGUCCCCGGCUACUGGAGGGCCAGAUAGAGGUACAGGACAUCAAUGACAACACACCCAACUUCGCCUCACCGGUCAUCACGCUGCCCAUCCCUGAGAACACCAACAUCGGCUCACUCUUCUCCAUCCCAGUGGCUUCAGACCGUGAUGCUGGCCCCAAUGGCGUGGCAUCCUAUGAGCUGCAGGCCGGGCCUGAAGCCCAGGAGCUCUUUGGGCUGCAGGUGGCAGAGGACCAGGAUGGGAAACAGCCACAGCUCAUUGUGAUGGGCAACCUGGACCGGGAGCGCUGGGACUCCUAUGACCUCACCAUCAAGGUGCAGGAUGGUGGCAGCCCCCCACGUGCCAGCAGUGCCCUGCUGCGGGUCACUGUGCUCGACACCAAUGACAACGCCCCCAAAUUUGAGCAACCCUCCUACGAGGCUGAACUGUCUGAGAACAGCCCAAUAGGGCACUCCGUCAUCCAGGUGAAGGCCAAUGACUCAGACCAAGGUGCCAAUGCAGAGAUCGACUACAUGUUCCACCAGGCGCCCGAAAUAGUGAGGCGUCUCCUGCGCCUGGACAGGAACACUGGACUAAUCACUGUGCAGGGUCCCGUGGACCGUGAGGACCUAAGUACCCUGCGCUUCUCAGUGCUUGCCAAGGACCGAGGCACCAACCCCAAGAGUGCCCGUGCCCAGGUGGUGGUGACUGUGAAGGACAUGAACGACAAUGCCCCCACCAUUGAGAUCCGGGGCAUAGGGCUGGUGACCCACCAAGAUGGGAUGGCCAACAUCUCAGAGGAUGUGGCAGAGGAGACAGCUGUGGCCCUGGUACAGGUAUCUGACCGAGACGAGGGAGAAAAUGCAGCUGUCACCUGUGUGGUGGCAGGUGAUGUGCCCUUCCAGCUCCGCCAGGCCAGUGAGACGGGCAGUGACAGCAAGAAGAAGUACUUUCUGCAAACCACCACCCCACUCGACUACGAGAAGGCCAAAGACUACACCAUUGAGAUCGUGGCCGUGGACUCGGGCAACCCUCCACUCUCUAGCACCAACUCCCUCAAGGUGCAAGUGGUGGAUGUCAAUGACAAUGCACCUGUCUUCACCCAGAGCGUCACUGAGGUCGCCUUCCCAGAAAACAAUACACCGGAUGAAGUGGUGGCUGAGGUCACUGCCAGUGAUGCUGACUCGGGCUCCAAUGCUGAGCUGGUUUACUCCCUGGAGCCUGAGCCGGCCGCCAAGGGCCUCUUCACCAUUUCACCUGAGACUGGAGAGAUCCGGGUGAAGACGUCCCUUGAUCGGGAACAGCGUGAAAACUACGAGUUGAAGGUGGUGGCAGCUGACCGGGGCAGCCCCAGCCUCCAGGGCACUGCCACUGUCCUUGUCAAUGUGCUGGACUGCAAUGACAAUGACCCCAAGUUUAUGCUGAGUGGCUACAACUUCUCAGUGAUGGAGAACAUGCCAGCAUUAAGUCCAGUGGGCAUGGUGACUGUCAUUGAUGGGGACAAAGGGGAGAACGCCCGGAUAGAGCUCACAGUGGAGCAGGACAACGGUGACUUUGUUAUCCAGAAUGGCACAGGCACCAUCCUCUCCAGCCUGAGCUUCGAUCGGGAGCAACAAAGCACCUACACCUUCCAGCUGAAGGCGGUGGAUGGCGGUGUCCCACCUCGCUCUGCUUACGUUGGUGUCACUAUCAAUGUGCUGGAUGAGAAUGACAAUGCACCCUUUAUUACUGCCCCUUCCAACACCUCCCACCGGCUACUGACCCCCCAGACACGUCUUGGUGAGACAGUCAGCCAGGUGACAGCUGAGGACAUUGACUCCGGUGUCAAUGCUGAGCUGACCUACAGCAUUACUGGUGGCAACCCUUACGGACUCUUCCAGAUUGGGUCACGUUCAGGUGCCAUCACCUUGGAGAAGGAGAUUGAGCGGCGCCACCAUGGGCUGCACCGUCUAGUGGUGAAGGUCAGUGACCGCGGCAAGCCCCCGCGCUACGGCACAGCCUUGGUCCACCUUUAUGUCAAUGAGACCCUGGCCAACCGCACGCUGCUGGAGAACCUAUUGGGCCACAGCCUGGAUACGCCGCUGGACAUCGACAUUGCCGGGGAUCCAGAGUAUGAGCGCUCCAAGCAGCGUGGCAACAUCCUCUUUGGUGUGGUGGCUGGUAUUGUGGCCGUGGCCUUGCUCAUUGCCCUGGCGGUGCUCGUGCGCUAUUGCCGGCAGCGGGAGGCCAAGAGUGGCUACCAGGCUGGUAAGAAGGAGACCAAGGACCUGUACACCCCUAAGCCCAGCGGUAAAGCCUCCAAGGGAAACAAAAGCAAGGGCAAGAAGAGCAAGUCCCCGAAGCCUGUGAAGCCAGUGGAGGAUGAGGACGAGGCCGGGCUGCAGAAGUCCCUCAAGUUCAACCUGAUGAGCGAUGCCCCCGGGGACAGCCCCCGAAUCCACCUGCCCCUCAACUACCCACCAGGCAGCCCUGACUUGGGCCGCCACUACCGCUCUAACUCCCCACUGCCUUCCAUCCAGCUGCAGCCGCAGUCACCCUCAGCCUCCAAGAAGCACCAGGUGGUGCAGGACCUGCCGCCUGCAAACACAUUCGUGGGCACCGGGGACACCACGUCCACGGGCUCUGAGCAGUACUCCGACUACAGCUACCGCACCAAUCCCCCCAAAUACCCCAACAAGCAGUUACCUCACCGCCGCGUCACCUUCUCCGCCACCAGCCAGGCCCAGGAGCUGCAGGACCCGUCCCAGCACAGUUACUACGAUAGUGGUCUGGAGGAGUCUGAGACGCCAUCCAGCAAGUCCUCCUCGGGGCCCCGGCUCGGUCCCCUGGCUCUGCCUGAGGAUCACUAUGAGCGCACCACCCCCGAUGGCAGCAUAGGAGAGAUGGAGCACCCCGAGAACGACCUGCGCCCUUUGCCUGAUGUUGCAAUGACGGGCACAUGUACCCGGGAGUGCAGCGAAUUUGGUCACUCCGACACGUGCUGGAUGCCUGGCCAGUCGUCUCCCAGCCGCCGGACCAAGAGCAGCGCCCUCAAACUCUCCACCUUCGUGCCUUACCAGGACCGAGGAGGGCAGGAGCCUGCGGGCGCUGGCAGCCCCAGCCCACCGGAAGACCGGAACACCAAAACGGCCCCCGUGCGCCUCCUGCCCUCCUACAGUGCCUUCUCCCACAGUAGCCAUGAUCCCUGCAAGGACUCGGCCACCUUGGAGGAAAUCCCCCUGACCCAGACCUCGGACUUCCCACCCGCAGCCACAACAGCACCUGCCCAGACGGCCAAGCGUGAGAUCUACCUGUGAGCCCCCUUCUGGCCGGCGGCCAGCCCCUCAUCCAGCCGCCGGCCAGCUCCCAGAUGGGCCCAUUCCAGGGCCCCACUCCUGCCCCCUCCAGCGUGGACUUCCUGGCCAGGGCCCCAAGUCAGGGGCGGGGGGGCAGUACUGGCCUCAUGACCACGCUGGCCCUUCCCCCAUGCAGGGUCCAGGUCCUCUCCCCUUACUUCAGCCCCCAGCCCCCAGGGAACCCCCUUCUUCCCCUUUAUGGGGCUUCCCCAGCUGAUGCCCAAGAGGGCUCUUCUACAGGGACUAGGCUCCCGUCCCUCGACUUCCAGGGAGCACCCUCACUUUGGGCAGACGGUGGAAUCACGGGUGGGCAACACACUUUUAACUCAUUGUUUCCCGCAUGGCCGACCAGGGCGGGGAUAGGAUGCCCCCAUUCCAGCGCUGAAGCAGGGCUGAACUGGGGAGCCCGUCUCCCUGGGCACUCCCAGAGGAACGCCUGACCACCCGGGGCUCCCUGAAGGGCUUUUGUUACCAA